CAGGACGCCCCUCUCUCUCCCUCACUCUGCUUUCAAAGCCAACCUAGGUCUAUCUUUGCCGCUUUUCUAUCAUGGAAAUGUUUUUUAAUGGGUGGCGUUAAGAGUGUCGGUCUUAUUUUUACUUUCAUAUUCUGAAAUGUACGACCGUCUGGAUCCCCGCUCGGCCGAGAGAGGAAGGCUUUUUGUAGGUAUAAUACAAGGAAGCGUCGUCUGAGAGAGGGAGAGAGAGGGGGAAGGAUUGACGCUUUUUCCUCCUCUCCUCCUCCUUCUUCCUUUCGCCCCCCUCUCCUCCUCCUUUUGGCGGAGAGAGGGGUUUAGGCAGGAAUAAACGCUUUUUUGGGUGUUUUUCUUUUUCUUUCUCUCUUUUUUUAAAUGCAUUUGAAUCCUACUGCGCAACCAGACCGGAUCACGUGGGAUUGGAGAGAGUUGGAUCGAUUUUGCACAGUUCAAUGUGAGAAAAAGAGGGAGAAACAAACAACUCUUAUUUCUUUUUUACUUCUGUGGAUAACUGGGACUGUUGAUACUUUUGCAUAAUUUAAAGAGAAGGGGGUGUCUGAGUGGGCUCUUUUUUCAGCCUUGGGGGUGUGGAGUAUUAAUUCUUAUAUGCCUGGGUUUUGAAAAACAAUGGAGACGCACAUUUCGUGCCUCUUCCCGGAAAUUUUGGCCAUGAUUUUCAGUUAUCUGGACGUGAGGGACAAAGGCAGGGUAGCCCAAGUGUGUAUCGCUUGGAGGGACGCAUCCUACCACAAGUCAGUGUGGAGGGGGGUGGAGGCCAAGCUGCACCUCCGCCGGGCCAAUCCCUCCCUGUUCCCCAGCCUCCAGGCCAGGGGCAUCCGGAGGGUCCAGAUCCUCUCCCUGCGCCGCAGCCUGAGCUAUGUGAUCCAGGGAAUGCCUAACAUCGAGUCUCUCAACCUGUCGGGCUGCUACAACCUCACAGAUAACGGGCUGGGCCAUGCAUUUGUGCAGGAGAUCCCAUCACUGAGGGUUUUGAACCUGAGUCUGUGCAAGCAGAUUACAGACUCCAGUCUUGGCAGGAUAGCCCAGUAUCUGAAGAACCUGGAGGUGCUGGAGCUUGGUGGCUGCAGCAACAUCACCAACACUGGGUUACUGUUGAUAGCCUGGGGCCUCCACCGGCUCAAGAGCCUCAAUUUGAGGUCCUGCAGGCAUGUGUCAGAUGUGGGGAUUGGACAUUUGGCGGGCAUGACCCGCAGCGCGGCAGAGGGCUGCUUGAACCUGGAGUAUCUGACUCUCCAGGACUGUCAGAAACUGACAGACCUGUCACUCAAACACAUUUCCAAGGGGCUGACCAAGCUCCGGGUACUGAACCUGAGCUUCUGUGGGGGGAUCUCAGACGCGGGGAUGAUCCACCUUUCACACAUGGCCUCCCUGUGGAGCCUUAACCUGCGCUCCUGUGACAACAUCAGUGACACAGGGACCAUGCACCUUGCCAUGGGCACCCUAAGGCUCUCUGGGCUUGACGUUUCCUUCUGCGACAAGAUAGGGGACCAGACCCUGGCUUACAUUGCCCAGGGGCUGUACCAGCUCAAGUCCCUGUCCCUUUGCUCGUGCCACAUUUCUGACGAUGGGAUAAACCGGAUGGUGAGGCAGAUGCAUGAGCUGAGGACUCUGAACAUUGGACAGUGUGUACGUAUUACGGACAAAGGGCUGGAGCUCAUAGCUGACCACCUGACCCAGCUGGCGGGCAUUGACCUGUAUGGAUGUACCAAGAUCACCAAGAGGGGACUGGAGAGGAUCACACAGCUCCCCUGCCUUAAAGUGUUGAACCUGGGACUCUGGCAGAUGACAGAGAGUGAGAAAGUGAGGUGAUUGGAAAUGUUUUUUUUUUGGUUUCUGUUUUGUUUUGUUCUUUUUGUUUUUGAGGGCAGAGGGGGGGCAUGAGGAGCAGGAGGAGGGGGAUUGGAUGGGCGGGGAAAUGUCUUUUCUUAUUUAAAAAGAGAGAAAACCUCCCUGUCCCCUCCUGUGUGGUUCUGUAAGGUGUGCUUCUCCCAUAUGACCAGAAUUUUGUUUUUUUAUGUUUCAUUCUGUUGGCCUUGCAGGAUUUAAAGUAGUGUUUGAUAUGACUUAAUAUUCUGCCUGAUAGGAAGCAAUUAAAAUUUACUUUUGUUAUGAGCUCAUGAAAACCCCUGUUAACAAUUGUUUUGAUCUCUUUUUGAGUUUUAAUAUUAAUUCCAACAUUGGACUGAAGUAGCUGCAAUGCAAAUCAGCUUGUUUCACACAAAAAAAUUGAAGUGUCAAUUUCUUGACACCAGUAGAAUAAUCUGCUUAAUUUACUGACACCUGCUUCCAGAAAAUUCUUGAAAGUGAA
Molecule: messenger RNA, 2326 nt
Organism: Scomber japonicus (chub mackerel)
Lineage: Eukaryota; Metazoa; Chordata; Actinopteri; Scombriformes; Scombridae
Gene: fbxl14b
Product: F-box and leucine-rich repeat protein 14b
Exons: 1
Coding region: 625-1827 (400 amino acids)
Biological process (GO): SCF-dependent proteasomal ubiquitin-dependent protein catabolic process
Cellular component (GO): SCF ubiquitin ligase complex
Molecular function (GO): protein binding
Source: RefSeq, a predicted model, not a curated record